Molecule: messenger RNA, 3498 nt
Organism: Sander lucioperca (pikeperch)
Lineage: Eukaryota; Metazoa; Chordata; Actinopteri; Perciformes; Percidae
Product: protein rapunzel-like
Exons: 4
Coding region: 191-1375 (394 amino acids)
Source: RefSeq, a predicted model, not a curated record
CCUUUGCAGAUAUUGAGUGCGCAUUUCUUCUUUCUCUCUGGAUCCUGCUUUUGGACCCCUCCUCAGCUCCCCAGUAGUGGAUGAGAUAACCGUGGGAAUUUUCUCAAACUUGAAAGGAAAAAUAAAACUUGUUUGCAGCUGUUAGAGCUCAUCAGCCGUGAAGGAGCAGCAAAGUCGUUUCAUUCAGAACAUGACCACUUCAUUGGAGAGGGUUGUGGCUCAGAAGAAGGAGGCCAUCGAGGCAGUGAUGGAUAUGUUUGCGAAGGGGGCCGAGGUGUUGGCCAGCGCUGUGGGUGAGCUCUUCCCCCUGUGUGAGGCCGCCGCCCCGGUUCUCCGCCUGGCCUUAGACAAUGUCCACAGCAAAGAGGUCUUCUACGUUAAAGAGCAGUUCCUGACGGUGAGGAACAAGCUUGACGUGCUCUCCACCCAACUGGAAGACAUUGACAGCGAGAUCAAGAAGGGGAGACUGGAUUCCCAGUACUUCUCAGUGGAGGAGAACAUUAGGAACCAGUUUCGGAAGUAUAUGGACAUCUUGGAGGCAAAACAGCAGUUCCGGGAGGUGAAGACCAGACUUUUUGUGGAGCACUUUGCCAAAACUGGAGGAGAGAAGAACCUGUUUGUGCUGUAUGAUGCUCUGAUGGGAACAAACAGCUUUGGAGAGUCAGUUUUAGAGGUGGUCGAAAGGUAUGUAGUGAGGAACCGUCGUCUCCUUGAAGAUUUCUGUGUCCGGAUGAAGGAGCUCUUCUGUUUGGGCCUGAUUGCUCUGCUGGGCCACUGUGCCUUAACCCAGGGCCAAGAGGAAGAAGAUGACAAAAUCCUAGAGUGGAGCAGCAAAAUUGAAGAAGUUGAGUCCAGGAUGAAGACCACCAUCGAGUCCUGUAUCGCUGCCUUCCCGGAGCAAGCAAAAUUAGAUGCCAAGCACCUCCUGCAAGAGAAAGAAGAAGAGACUCUGCAAGAUACGACUCAGCAGCUUCUUGAGUUCUUGGUGAAGAAGUAUGAUUGGGUUAGCUGGUCAGUGCGGCUAAUCAACCAUUCAGGGAGCACAUACCGGAACUGGCGAGCAGGGGAGCACUUUCACCACGUGGCGGGACAGAACUGGUUCGAGGUGCUGCAGGUAAACAACAUCAACCUGGUGGUGUCGUACAGCACUAAACCGCAGCCGGUGCCUCGCGACUGCAUCCGGCAGGUGAUGGAGGGCCAGGGGAAGAAGGGAAACGCCCCGGUGGUGGUGGAGGUGUUGGAGAAGCAGCUGUGCGGGUUUGUUGUUCACGCCGUAAGUCGCCACAAGGAGUCUGCAGCCGCGUGGAGCUUUCCGGAAGACUGUCACUACUGGGAGAGACACAAGAAUGUGGCAGUGUGUGUGCACUCCGAGUAAAGCUGCUUACAGUAUUAAUCCAGUCUCCCAUGAGAAAUGGCUUCUGUACCUACAGCUCUAAAGAGAUGGUUUUGCUGAGGCUGCAUCUACUGAGCUAUGCUCCCAUUUUGUCUCUGCUCAGCAGGCUGGCCUACAUAACUCUGACGGGGGGACAUAGGCCACUUUUUCAGGCGUGAAAAACAAGAGGCUUGGAGUUUGGCACUGGAGAUGCGACAAUGUGCCUUGUGUUUUAAACACAUUCGAACUCCCCGAACCAAAACAACCAAACCUCAGUGCUUACCAAGUGCUGUGCCUAUAAUUAUGUAAUGGAUCAGCAGUGAUUUCAUCUGUAAGAUUCUUCAUUUGUGCAUUUUAUUUUUGUAACGUUCGGUGAUAAAACUGCUGCGUUGUUUUGCAUUUCCCAGCCAAAUUUGAUGCAUUUUUUAUGACUUAUGUAUGCUUUUCUGUCUAUGUGUGAGGCAUUUUUCUUAGUUACCUCCGCGAAGGAGGUUAUGUUUUCUGAAUAAUCUCAAAAAUUUGUUCCCCGACUGGGAAUAUUCACACUGCAUUAACAUUGUGAGAUAGGGCAUGCCUUAGCAGAGGUGUGGUCUCUCCAAAUGUCCUUCUAGUUUGUUAUGAUAUCCUGCUCAUACUAAACACUCACACUUCCAUUUUGGUUAUUUCAAACAAACCACUGUGACUUUUGCCAGAAACUUUAAAUCAUUUCACUCCCUGUGCUCCAAAGUUCUUCCCCAGGGAAGAGAAAUCUAUCAAGCAUUCUCCUUUAAUCUACUGUCAUGUCCACAACAGCUUCUUUCUUCAAAGAAAUAAAAUCAAUGCAUGAUCAAUGUUCAUCAUACUCUUUAUGCUUUAUGACAAUUAAUGACCAAGUACAAAUAGUUAAUGGAUGUGUAAACAAGUAUAAUCUAAUAUCUGCCUCUCUUUUCUUGUACAAAUGUGAUUUACGCAGCACUGUUCACGUCUGUGCCCAUUAAAACCAGGCAGUGCACCCUCAGCAACAGGCACUCUGACUAAUUUAAUUGAUAUUUACACAUAAGUCAGCAUUUCCUGACCGCAGCUCUGGUUUGAUAGUCUAUGAAUAACCUUUGGCUGAGCUAAUAUUCUGCAGACGAGCAGCAAAGUGCUUGGCUUAGCAGGAUGGUAUCAGUCAUAAUGCUCGGUGUAGGUGCAGAGCGGGUAGAGAUGGCCAUCAUUUCAUAUCUCAGUGGAUCUGGAGGGUCUUAAAUCCAGCCUGUCAGAAUCCAUCAAGUGCUGUCUGUAAUAUGCAACGCAGUGCAGGAGAAGUGCACUGUGUUGAAUCAUCUGAGAGGUUUCUGUGUCUGCGGUGGGAAAUAGCUGCUGGUGGGAAGAUGAGGUUGUUAUGAGAAUAAAAUGUGUCCAUAUAACCAAUUUUAAGCCAAAAUUAUCAAUUUGAUUAUUGAUUGAUAGCCUGGCUCUGUCUAAAGAUAUAAAAUAUGCCUACUAGCACUUUUAAAAGCUCAGCAUAUCAUCAUGAUGCAUUUAGUUUGUUUAUUUUGUACAAAAUGGUUUGAGAAACAACAAAUGGCCAUUUCCCAGACAAGAAAUAGUCUGGCACAAACCCCUCAUAAAACCUCUAAUUGUCCCUUUUACACAUUUCUGUAAAUAUUAAACAAAUUAAAUGUUAAUUGGGGUGCUGAUGGACUGAUUUUUAUUACAUAUGGACAGAGCCAGACUAGCUAAGCUAACCAGCUACUGGUAGUAUAUAGCUUCAUAUUUAGCAUACAGAUAUGAGAGUUUUCUCAUCUUCCUCUCAAUAAGAAAGCAAAUUGCACAAACUAUUGGUGAGCUUAAGCUGUGUUGGCAGGUGUAUUUCUGCUCUGGAUAGAGCUAGGCUAGCUGUUUCCCACUGCUUGCAGUUUUUAUGCUAAGCUAAGCUAAUCAUUUCCUGACUCCAGCGCUGCACUUAACAGACAUUAAAUGGUAUCAAUGUUGUCAUUUAACUCUCUAAAAGAAAGGUCCUCAAAAUGUUGACCUAUUCCUUUUUUUUAAAGGGUGUUUACAUCCAUAGGUGAACAGUGUAGAAAUUGUAACUUUGUUGUAACCCCUCGAACUGUAUUAAAGUUUAACUCUGAUGUGAACAACAUAAAAACAUCCUUAUUUCU